Molecule: messenger RNA, 685 nt
Organism: Paramecium octaurelia
Lineage: Eukaryota; Ciliophora; Oligohymenophorea; Peniculida; Parameciidae
Source: the annotation of a GenBank genome assembly
AUGGGCUGUGUAUCAAUAAAAAGCAGAUUAAAGAAAAUACAUAUUGAUUUGAGGAAAAUGGCAACACAGUUAUCAAAAUAUACUAAAUAAAUUAAGGAAUUAAUUAAAGAAAUAGAAAUAUUGGAUGAUGAAGGAAGAUUUGAUGAAGCCGAUUUAAAGGAAUUAGGUAUUCAUAAAAAUAAUUAUAGAAUUAUAACAAUUAUCUAAAGAAAAAAGGACACUUUUAAAUGAGGCGAAGAGUCGAAAAAAAACUGUGGCAGCACUAGAGCAAGCAAUGAAGAACAAUAAAACUCUAAAAGAAUAGAAUAUACUAAAAGAACAAUAAAUUAAAGAACAGAAAUUAAAGAUUAAAAAUUUAAAAGGCUUGAAGGAGAAAAAUGAUACAAUAAUUAAGUAAAAGGAUGAGGAAAGGGACAUAUAAUAAAAUAUUUAAGAUUAAACUGAGGAAGAGAAUGAAGAUGAUUAUUAAGAAUAGCUAGUUGUUCGAAAAAAAGAUAGAAAACAAAUUAAAAAUCCAAAUUCUGAUUUGAAUCUAAAUAAAGAUAAAGUUUAGCGAGGAUAGGUAGCUUAUCCUCCUUUAAAUGCAGCUUAUCCUUUUGAAUAAUUGACAUUUGAUUAUUCUCAUAAUAAUCAAAGAAUUUAGCAGCCUUAAAUAAGUUAAGUUUAAUCAGUUUUAUAAAAUUGA